Molecule: messenger RNA, 1790 nt
Organism: Drosophila simulans
Lineage: Eukaryota; Metazoa; Arthropoda; Insecta; Diptera; Drosophilidae
Exons: 4
Coding region: 97-864 (255 amino acids)
Source: RefSeq, a predicted model, not a curated record
CUAAGUUUCAAACCAAUUUAGUCGUCACACAAUUUACAGUUUGGUAGCCUGAUAAUCAGCUGUUUGUUUGUAAUUUGUUUAACAUAAAAAUAUUAAAUGCGCUGCGCUGUGAAAAAUUGCGGUAAUAAUAAUCGCCUUUCCAAUAGAACGAAAUGGCGAUACUUUCACUUCCCCAAAGAACAGCCAAACCUCCAAAGGUGGAUAGAUUUUUGCCAGCGAGAUAAUAUAAACCCCAACACAGCCUGCAUUUGCAAUGAGCACUUUGCACCCGUUGACUUUGAACGAAAUAUGCAGUACGAACUGGGCUUUAGCCGCAAAAAUCCAACAAAACUAAAGCCUGGCUCAUUUCCGAGUGUGAAUGGACCUCAAAAGUUGGCGAAGGAACUGCGAGGAAGUAUCAAAAGGGGCUCCAAAAAUGUUUCCUUAGCUGGGUCUACGAAAAUGCCCAACAUAGGCUUUGAUCUACUCCAGGAAGGAACGCAAUCCUCGGAAGGCCACGAAACCAUAGAAAUCGAACUCUGUGAUUUUAAUACAGAUUUUGAGGGCUUCGAAGGAACCGAAAAUGACGACUGUCUUUCAAGUCCCAGGCUCGUGGAAGUAGAAAUAUUGGAUCCUCUUAAUCCGCAGUCAAAUGCCAAGGAUCAUGUAGAGAUAAUCGAUUCGGAAGGGGACAAUUAUGUAAAGCACUUGGAGCUCGAAAUAUGCUCCUUGAAACGUGAGGUAUUUUUCCUCAAAGACGAAUACCAGAAGAUAAAGGCUGAAAUGCGUAAUCUCAAGGACACAAUUAAAAGAUCAGAGGAACAACUCGCAGAAAAACAACUCCAAGGUAUUGUUAAAAGUAGAAAGAGGAAACCCCAGUUUUGAAAAAGACCAGAUAUCAACGAAAACAUAAACGACUGACCAGUUAUUAAAAGCUGAUAUGAAGCGUAAUUAGAUAUACAUAAAUGUAGAGCAAAAUAUUAAUAUACUAUGUAUGCUUUAUCGAAUCUGUAUUUGAAACCAACAGAAUUAAAAAUUAUGAAUACAACAGAAAAAUGUGUAUGUUUUCAUAUUCGCUAAAAAUUUGUAUUUAAUCUGGUGGAUUAGGAAAGCCUUUUACUUAACAUAUGGAAUGCAGACGUCACGUCUUGGGCGAAAUCCUUAAACAUUUUUGUCUACCUACUUACCCAUACCUUUUUCCUUUCUCUCUAUCGACUUGAGCACUUUCCACAAAAUCAGCGGGUAUUCAAAAAUGUUUUGAAGGUGUUCGCGCUUAUCUUUCCUAGAAAUUUUUGGGUAAUCGCGGUAAUUUUUUGCCAAGGUCGAAGUCAUUACAGCAGGCAAAGGACUCUUAUCCAGCUGAAUUCCCAAUUUGUCUACCUGUAGGAGUAUAUAAAGCAGUGGUCGAUUUGGAAUCGACCUGCACUGCAAGCGAUGUUCUCCGACCGACAACAUCCACCGCGGACCGACGUCAGCUCCUGGCGGAGCUUCACGUAUCCGGCGCUGGAUCUCUGAAAAACCAAAGGACGAGAGCGACGUGGAACACCACACAUCCUGGGAGCAACUCUAAGGAUCCAAUCUUAAAGACCAUGCAGUGUCAGCAAAUUAGCCGAAUUUAGACAAUUGUAAAUUCUAGUUAAUUGUAUAGACCAAUUGUACAUUUUAGUUAAUGUCCCAUUUCGAUUGUAUAUAUACAUCAUCAACACAAUUGUAUAUACCUAGUUAUACCUAGUUAGUUAGCCAAUUUAGUCUAAGUAGUGCAAUUGUACAUAUCAACCUUAGCCAAUUGUUAGCCAAUUCAAUAGACCAAA